Trypanosoma grayi is the source of this 1776-nucleotide messenger RNA. RefSeq names its product putative protein kinase. The transcript has a single exon. NCBI's taxonomy places the organism in Eukaryota, Euglenozoa, Kinetoplastea, Trypanosomatida, Trypanosomatidae. Gene Ontology annotation, biological process: protein phosphorylation. The record is from RefSeq and is a predicted model, not a curated record. Bases 1 to 1776 code for a protein of 591 amino acids. Gene Ontology annotation, molecular function: ATP binding; protein kinase activity.
AUGGCGACGUCCCAUAAGAAGAUCGUGGGGAAGUAUGAGUUGGGUCGCGUCCUCGCCUCCGGUUACUUCGACUGCCGCACACGUCUCUGUACGCACAUUGUGACAGGUGCGCAGUACGUUGUGCGCAUUUACGACAAGGGUGUCUUGUCUGAGGCGCAGUGGAUGUGGGACCGCACCCGUGACGCCAUUCACGUCAUGCGCACGCUGCCCAAGCACGAGAAUAUCAUUGAGACCAGUGAGUGCUUCGAGACGCAGUCGUCGCUGUAUAUUCUCAUGCAGUACUUCUCACCGACACACAUAACAAGACUGUACACCAGUGAGACAGCCUCUGGGCAGCCGGUGUCGAUCCCGCUUCAGAAAACAAAGCACUACUACGCUCAGGUGGUUCGUGGGUUGCUUCAUAUGCACAACCGCAAUGUUGUGCACCUCAGUAUUGCACCGGACCACGUGAUGGUGAAUGACCGAGACCAAGUGAAGAUCGGUUUUCUCGUCUCUUGUACGUACUUCCCAAAGGGAAAACUAUGUUGCGACGUGCGCGGCACCACGCAUACGGUGGCGCCCGAGGUGCUGCGCAACGAGAAGUACGAUCCGUACCUUGCCGAUGCGUGGUCAAUGGGGGUGCUGCUGUACUUCAUGCUUCACCACGGCCGUUACCCACACGAUGGCGCCAACACGACCAAGAACAUUCUAUAUCACCGCAUCCGGCCGCCCGAUCCCGGCCUCUCCCCCGACGCAAAGGAUCUUCUCAUGUGGCUUCUGCACCCCGUCCCAUCGCGGCGCAUGCGGGUGGAGCAGAUUCUGCUUCACCCCUUCUUUGCCAGCGGGCGCGUGGCAAUGGUAUCAACGGACACCGAGUACAGCGUCGACCCCGCCACCGGUGAAGACACGCUAAACAUUCGCAUCCCGUCGGGCCUCAGCCGGCGGGAAGAGGCGGCGUAUAUCAUUCAGCACACUUACCGCGCCUACCGCCGCCGAAAGCAGUUGCAUCAUAAUGCACUUGGGGCGUUCGCGAGAGCCACCGCGGCGCAGCGGCGCCAAAGCGGCAUGCCAAUGGCUCGUGCAUCAAAAUGUGCGCGGCGAUUCCUGCCAUCCUUUCCAGACACAGACGACGAAGUUUCGAGUACAGGGGAGAAUACACAUAACCAUCAGCAGCGGCCGCCCUCAGUGCAGCAACGCCUCUCCCGUGCGGCAGCAGCAGCAUCGACACCGCUUCGGAUGCCACGGUUCGAUGAUCCGAGCAAGAAUGACACGCCCGGUAGCGAGGCACUGUUAGACGACGACAGUCCUGUCGUGGCGCGCCUGAACGGCUCCUUCUCGACGGACAGUACUCCACUGGAUAGUCAGACGCCACCUCCCUCAAUGGCGCUCGAGCACCCAUUGGAUCGGAAAACCUCCCACUUCCCGACAUGUACGCCCAGUCAAGCGUCUAACAGUGGUUUGCCCCCUGCUGCAAGAAGAAGCAGUGAUGACAGCAGCAGUAGUACUGGUGCUACCGGUAGUGGCGGCGCCGCUGGUGAGGUGAAAGGCGCGACGGGCCGGCGCAAAACCCACUCUAUUGUGGUCCAUGCUGGCCGUGAGAAGCUUCCCGAGGAGCGGGAGUCCGCCGCCACAGCGGCUUUUCUGUCAAACAUCAAGGUGGAUGCGACACGGCCGUGCCCAGUGUGCAACCGAUUGCCGACACAACGACUGGGUGGGCGCGAGCCGUACGCUUGGACGCCUUUUGUGUACAAAAAAGGAGAAUUCUCUGAGAAGGAGGAGAGAAGCUCUGAUUUGUGA